UUUUUAAUUAUUUUUUUUUAAAAGGAGAAAACAAGAUGGAGCGGCUAAACCAAACCAAUGACGACGGAUUUCGAUCAACAGAGGAUUUGAAUCGUUUUCUUGCUCACAAAUAUCAAACCAACACAGUACUUGUAUCAAUAUUGUUGAGUAUCGGCGUUAUCGGGAAUUCGAUUGUUAUCUUGACUUAUCACUUUCGGAUGAAAAACAAAAGAGACGAUCGUUACUUUAUUCCAUGUCUUGCGAUUACAAAUAUGUUGGCUUGUAUGUCUGCUUCUGUUAUGUCGGUGACGAUGAACUCGAUUCCUGCCAUGUUUACGUCAGAGUCGCUGUGCAAGGGCCUCAAUUUCGUUACACGAGUGACGUGCGUUGAAUCGUUGAUUAUGUUGCUGAUAAUAUCGAUGCAACGAUACAAAAAGAUUUGUACGAAGGGAAGAAAUCGAUUUUCUUUGCUUUGGAAGCGGUUAGCAAUCGUUAUAUCGAUCAUUGUGAGUUCGAUAUUCUCGUUUCCCACAUUGAUAUUUUAUGGCAUAAAACCGAUAAAGAGAACCAGAUACAACAAUAUUACAGAAUUUCAUUGUGAACUAACAACAAACAGUGACCAUGCCAAAUAUGGCCUACACGCAUAUUUAGCUUUUGUUGCUUUGUUAUUCCUUGGGAUCGUUUUAAGCAUCAGUGUGAUCUACACCUUCAUUGGAAAAAGAAUCCACUCAAACAUACAGCCUCCUCAGAAAAGUGCAGUGUCCACCUCCUAUGACAGUUUACACUACAAUUCUUUGUUAAAGUAUUCCAAAUCAGACAGCAAUCUACAGAACAGGCUGCAGGCGCCCCUGGACGAGUCUUCGGAUGCUAUUUUACAAAAGUUUACGGAGAAAAACGGAGUUCCUCCAAAAAGAAGUCAAUCAGAGGCUGGAAAAAGAAAAUAUACCGUGUCAGAAGUCAAAAAGGUGCGAUCAAGAAUAGGAAUUUUUGUGUUCCGAUAUUAUUAUAUGUUUGUCUCUAUAUCUUUUGUGACAUUUGUUUCUUUUAUUCCACCAAUCAUAAUCAUGGUACUGGAAGCCAUUGAUUCUGAAGUGAUAGGUGACAUUUCCUCUGACUUUGGAUUUAAUUUCAUUCUACUACUUCGCCGUAGCUAUCUUUUUAGUUACACAAUUAAUCCAUUUAUGUUUGGUUUGUUCGAUACAACUUUCCGGAAAGCCUUGAUCGACGUUUGUCAACUUGUUUGUCUUCCAUUACGAUUGCAGACCUGAAUGUCAUCUUUUAUUUCAUGA
Molecule: messenger RNA, 1268 nt
Organism: Saccostrea echinata
Lineage: Eukaryota; Metazoa; Mollusca; Bivalvia; Ostreida; Ostreidae
Product: 5-hydroxytryptamine receptor 2B-like
Exons: 1
Coding region: 36-1247 (403 amino acids)
Biological process (GO): neuropeptide signaling pathway
Cellular component (GO): membrane
Molecular function (GO): neuropeptide receptor activity
Source: RefSeq, a predicted model, not a curated record